AUGUCGUAGUACACUUUUGUAUCAAGUUGAUCAGCAAUGUGUUGAUUUUACAUUUAUAAUUCCAUUAAAUAAAAACAAUAACUUAUUAUGUUAUCAACGGUAGCUGUAUGUAGGUGAUUCUAUUAUCGCCCACAUUUUAUGUUUGUGAUACACGAUCAAACAAUUCGCUAAUCUUCAAAGCUUCGAAUCUGCCCGUUGGUGUUAUUAUAUCGUCGAAAUAAUGUUCCGCGCAUGCCAUUAUUAGAUGUGCAGAUGAAAAAAUAACCGGCACAGGGUGUUCUAUUUUGUGGUUUCAAUAUGCUGUUUUGGACCGAAAAGUUGUUAGUUUUUCUGUGUGUUUUUGUUACAAAACUUUUUGGGAUAAGUCAUUCGUUUAAAAACGAAACAAGCCAUUACAAUUGGAAUUUGCUAGAUUACGAACAUUGCGGGGAAAGUUUGUCUGACAGGAUAAUUGGCGGGACAGAAGCAAGCUUGGGGCAAUAUCCCUGGUUGGCUAGGAUAGGAUACAAAUACCGUUCGAUUUUUGAUGACGGCGACAGUGAUUUCGAUGAUGAAACGGAUGAUAUGGAACCAACAUUUCGCUGUGGUGGUUCACUUAUAAACAAACUUUACGUAUUAACGGCUGCACACUGUGUAAUUAAUAUUCCACAGAAAUAUAAAGUGUCUAUUGUAAGAUUAGGUGAAAACUAUGUAGACACAAAAGUAGAUUGUGAAAAUGGCAUUUGUGCUCCACCAUACCAGGAUUUCAAACCUCAGACAAUUAUACCCCAUGAGCAUUAUGAUACUCCAAAAUUUCACAACGACAUAGCGCUGAUAAGGUUAAACUCAACUGUAGCGUAUCACGCAUUUGUCCAACCGAUUUGCUUGCCCUGGGGCAGUCAAAUGUUUGAGGAUUACUUGGGAACAUCUGCUGAAGUAGCAGGAUGGGGCAUACUGAAUAUUAAUGAGCAAAAGUUAAGUCAAGUCCUCAUGGUGGUAACUUUACCGAUUGUGGAUAUGGCAAAGUGUGAGAAAAGCUUUAAAAAAUAUACCACGCUUUCUAAGAAUCAACUUUGCGUGGGCGGGAAUGAAGGAAAGGACUCCUGUGGUGGCGAUUCAGGAGGGCCCCUUAUGAAACCAUCCGCGGCACAUGGAGCGCCAAGGUAUUACGUCAUAGGACUUGUUUCGUUUGGGUCGAAACGUUGCGGACUAUUUCCUAUUCCAGCAAUAUAUACGAACACUGCGAAAUAUUUGGAUUGGAUACUGGGCCACUUAAGACCUUGAUUGUUUUAUGUACAUUUUUUUAUCGAAAAUACGUUUAUAUUUUCUUUUUCUUUAAUACAAAAGCAUUUUUUAAUCAUUUUUAUAAACCAAGAAAGCUUUUUUGUUUGUUUUGUACCUGUAUCUAAAUAAACUUUUGACUUAUUUGUUUAAGAUAUAAAUGAAAUUUGUAAUAAAAUAAGUGCAAGGAGAUUUAUUGUUAGUGAAAUUUCCAGGUCUUCUUAAUUAAAAUUCAAUUUGUCGCCACAAUAACUUUUACUUUAAUUAUUCGUUUCCAUACUAAUUACAGUCAUGUAUCGUAGUAUAAUAUUUAGUACAGUUAUUUGUAAAAGAACGAGUGGAUAUUUGUUAGUGGUUAAAUGAAAAACCGAUUUCGUUUCUUCAUCUAGUUUUUACUACUUAUUAUAGGGACACUAAAAAGAUAGUAGCAUCCGAUUUAGUUAAUAAUUUUAUUAUUGCAUGCAUGUCUUUAACCUUUGUUUACUUGUGUCGUAUAAAUGAGCGUAUGAAAGUGUUACUAUGUAGUUGUAUUUUCCAAGGCAGGCAAGAUACACUGAUUGCAGUGUUGUGUAUGUUGUGGAAUGAAGAGUUCAGUUGUUGACCAAAAGCCGAUAAAGAAAGAAGAGCAAUUGUGAUUUGAAUCAAAGUGUUAGUGCUGUGUGAUUUAAAAAUGAACCAUUUUCUCUUCGAUUUUUUCCUGUGUUUUUUUAUACUUAGUUCUUGGAGAAAGUUAAGUGUAAAUUCUCGUAAGUAGUAGGUUUCUUUUUUCUACUUCUUUUACUUUUUUUAUACAAAAAAAAUUGAACUGUGACAUUAUCGCUAUCGAGAAUGUAACUUUUAUUACUUAUCGCAAGCUGUUACAUUUUGCAGAUAGCUUAUAUUGUUUUUUUUCUGUGUAAAAAUUAAAAUUAGAUAAACUGUGGUGAAAAUGAUUUUAUUUGUAUUUAAAUCCCUUGUUAGUAUUAUUUACAAACUAGUGUUAAAUAGUUUAUGAACUCAGUAGUUGUAGGCUUUUUUUUUUAUGAAUAUAUCUAUUCGUACUUCGUCAAGUUUGUGAUAUUUAAGCAAAGAGAGAAGAGAGGUUUAAUAAUAUUUUGUUUUAAUAUUUGCCCAUAAUCUGGUUUUUACUUUUUAAUGCUAAGUUAGUAGAUUAUGUCAUAAGAUAUUCCCAGUGUGAUUGAAGUUAUUUUAUCGAGCAAUUGCGUCAAUAUAAGCAUAAAAAUAUCAACAUUAUAUAAGGUAUUUCUGUUUUUUUUUUUCCUGUAAAUAUGCUGUAAAAAAUAGGUAUGUGAUAAUUAUUCUAAAAUUACAGUGGAUUUCGUUCGUAAUACAAAAUUUGAAUUAUU
Agrilus planipennis (emerald ash borer) is the source of this 2606-nucleotide messenger RNA. RefSeq names its product melanization protease 1-like. Lineage: Eukaryota; Metazoa; Arthropoda; Insecta; Coleoptera; Buprestidae. Bases 298 to 1263 code for a protein of 321 amino acids. Gene Ontology annotation, biological process: proteolysis. The transcript is spliced from 5 exons. The record is from RefSeq and is a predicted model, not a curated record. Gene Ontology annotation, molecular function: serine-type endopeptidase activity.